This is a messenger RNA of Quercus lobata, 2207 nucleotides long. Its product is annotated as E3 ubiquitin-protein ligase RGLG2-like. Bases 518 to 1960 code for a protein of 480 amino acids. Gene Ontology annotation, molecular function: ubiquitin-protein transferase activity. Gene Ontology annotation, cellular component: nucleus. The transcript has 12 exons. Gene Ontology annotation, biological process: protein ubiquitination. Lineage: Eukaryota; Viridiplantae; Streptophyta; Magnoliopsida; Fagales; Fagaceae. The record is from RefSeq and is a predicted model, not a curated record.
CUUUGGUCCACGUGAUCCACAGUGCCAUACCUGUUUGCUUCCCACUCACACAAUCGAUCAAAUCAUUUACCUAAAAAAACGGAUCAAAUUGAUUCCUCUUUGAUUUUCGAGCAAAAUUAUUGUAUUUAUAGUAUCACUCACAGAGAUACCCAUAAUAGCAUCUCUCGAAAUUUCCAUGUGCUGCUGCAACAACAGCAACAACAACAAAAAAAAAGGCGAGCGAAUAACGUUUAAAAUUUCAAAAAAAAGAAAGAAGGCUUUUGGACUUUUUGGAGGUUUCCCUUUUUGAGAUUUGAAAUUUAAACAAAGAAAGAGAGAAAUUUCAGAGAUUCCCGAUCCUCUGUUUUUACUUUUAAGACUUGUAACGUUCAAGGAGAAAGACUAGUUCGAACUUGGAAGCAACUCUGCUAGUGCUUAAGAAGGAAAGACAAUGGUACAAGGUAUUCUCUGUUUCUCGCUCUAUAUAUGUUGUGUGCCACUGCGAACAAGAUCUCCAACCAAUGAGAGAAUUGAGUGAAUGGGUGGUAAGAGUUCCAAGGACGGGAGUUGGGGGCGAACUUCAUCUAUCCGUUCGACUGCUUCUUCUUCUUCUUCUUCUAAUACGUGGGGUGGAUUAUAUCAGUAUCCGUUCGACCAAGAAAGUCAGAACUAUGCGCCGCCCCAACAUUCGUAUACGCAGCAGUAUCAUGCUCCUGCCCAAGACUAUGGUUCACAAAAUUAUGGUGUUGGUGCCGAGGACUUUGAUCUCAGAAGGAGACUAGACAGGAGGUAUUCAAGAAUUGCUGAUAAGUUCAAUUCAUUGGAGCAGGUGACUGAGGCUCUUGCACGUGCUGGCCUUGAGUCUUCCAAUCUUAUUGUUGGCAUUGAUUUCACAAAAAGCAAUGAGUGGACAGGUGCAAAAUCAUUCCAGAAACGAAGUUUGCAUCAUAUUGGAGGUGGCUUAAAUCCCUAUGAACAAGCUAUAUCCAUUAUUGGGAAGACAUUGUCCGCAUUUGAUGAGGAUAACCUGAUUCCAUGUUUUGGAUUUGGAGAUGCAUCAACACAUGAUAGAGAUGUAUUCAGUUUCUACCCAGAUGGGAGAUUUUGUAAUGGAUUUGAGGAAGUGUUGAGGCGCUACAGGGAAAUAGUCCCAAAAUUACGACUUGCAGGACCAACUUCGUUUGCACCUGUAAUUGAGAUGGCCAUGACCAUCGUGGAGCGGAGUGGGGGCCAAUAUCAUGUGUUAGUAAUAAUUGCAGAUGGACAGGUAACGAGAAGUGUUGAUACUGAGCAUGGAAAGCUGAGUCCACAAGAGCAGAAGACUGUCGAUGCCAUUGUUGAAGCAAGCAAGUUUCCUUUGUCAAUCAUAUUAGUUGGAGUUGGAGAUGGACCUUGGGACAUGAUGAAGGAAUUUGAUGACAAUAUUCCUGCUAGGGAAUUUGAUAAUUUUCAAUUUGUGAAUUUUACAGAAAUUAUGUCAAAAAAUGUUGCUCCAGCUCGAAAGGAAACAGAAUUUGCUCUUACAGCCUUGAUGGAAAUUCCUUCUCAGUAUAAGGCAACUAUAGAGCUUAAUAUACUAGGUGGUCAGAAGGGCACUUCUCCUGGGAGGGUUCCCCUACCCACACCUAUCUAUGGUACAACAUCUUCCAGUAGUUCCAGCAGCUUGAAACCUUCUUAUUCUUCCAGCAGUUAUGAACCAACACCUAUCUAUGGUACAACAUCUUCCAGCAGCUUGAAACCUCCUUAUCCUUCCAGCAGUGCACCGAGUGUUCCUCCUUAUCAUGAAGAUAUCAACCCUACGAGCACAGCUCCACCUGUUCCUACUUCCACUUAUGAAAACCAGCUUUGCCCCAUUUGCCUUAGUAAUGUCAAGGACAUGGCCUAUGGUUGUGGACACCAGACAUGUUGCGAUUGUGGAGAAGACCUUGAGAUAUGCCCAAUAUGUAGGAGGAAAAUUGAAACCAGAAUAAGGCUCUACUAAAUAGUGUUCUAUUUCCUUCCAAAUUUGUUUUCAUGCACGAAAUUCUUUGUAGUUAGUCAAUUUCAUCAUCCUUUGUAAUUAAACAUUUUAGAUUUCUAAAGAAUGAUUGUAAAUUGAUUUAUAAAUGCCGGAAAACAUGCAUUCCGGCUUGAUCUUUGUUUCUUUUGCACAAAACUGUUCGAUUAGAUUUGGUGUUGCGCGAGAAAUCUUAUUGCUUAGGAUAUGAAUGACAGUUUUGCUAGUGAUA